CUCUUUCCUCUGAACCAUGAAGCGCAAUAAGCAAAUCUACUGCAAUGUUACUGCAACCUCUACGAGAGGUCCAGGAAGUGGUAAAAGAUGCAUUUACUGUGUGGUGAUCUCGUGCUCUGUUCUCCUCGUCCUGUCCCUGAUAGCCAAUGCUCUUCUGGCCUAUUUUUAUGUUAAACUCAAGUGGGCCUCAGACACUUUAUCUGAGCAGGCCAGGAAGUACUCAGCUGAAGACUGUAAAAUCAACCAUGCAACAGUCACCUCACGUGAGCAGAUCAGAAGAUGCUCAGCUGGAGAGCGUCAAAUACAGUACAAAGACAGACUCUACAUUUUCCCUAAAGAUGAAAUGAACUGGAUUUCCAGUAGAAAGAACUGCCAGGAAUUCGGGGGAGACCUGGUGGUGAUCAACAGUAAAGAGGAACAUAAGUUCCUUGUUGGUGCAAUGAACACGUUUAGCAAUUCUCUCCACUGGAUUGGUCUGAGAAAUGCUAAAAAGCAGGGCACGUGGCUAUGGGUGGACGAAACCCCUCUUCUGCAAAAUUGCUCGUGGUGGACGGUUGCGUCAGAGAACAGCGUAUCAGUGAGAGAAGACUGUGUGGGUUAUUACGAUGGGCAGUGGGUGGAUCUGUCCUGUUCAACAUCAGAAAGGAGGAUCUGCGAGAUCAUUUGUACUCCCUGAACUCCCUGCAACUUCUGAUACAAAUUUCACAAAAGCUUUUUUUUUUCUC
This is a messenger RNA of Neoarius graeffei (lesser salmon catfish), 725 nucleotides long. RefSeq names its product C-type lectin domain family 4 member E. The transcript has 7 exons. The record is from RefSeq and is a predicted model, not a curated record. The coding region runs from base 17 to 676 and encodes 219 amino acids. Lineage: Eukaryota; Metazoa; Chordata; Actinopteri; Siluriformes; Ariidae.